Uranotaenia lowii is the source of this 2284-nucleotide messenger RNA. Its product is annotated as protein ABHD18-like. The record is from RefSeq and is a predicted model, not a curated record. The coding region runs from base 1 to 1791 and encodes 596 amino acids. NCBI's taxonomy places the organism in Eukaryota, Metazoa, Arthropoda, Insecta, Diptera, Culicidae. The transcript is spliced from 5 exons.
AUGCAGAUUUUCAACAGAACCAGUCAACUUAUCUGCUCUGCCGACGACAUUGACAUAGUCGGCAAAUUAUCAUCUGCCGAUGGCGAGAAUGCCGGACAACGGUCCUGCAGAACAUUAGCUAGCAAUCCGGUUGGCACCAGACGAGCAGGGGUGCAACAGGUGAGGUACCGAUCCCUGCUGUUGACAAAGUUCUUCACCAAAGGCUGGGGCAAACCAGAAAAUCUCGAAAGACUAUUCAACUUCCGGAAAAUCAUCUCCAACCGAGCGGCCUGCUCGAAGCUCGUUCCACCGGACUACCCGAUCGAGAUCACCAAGGAGGAGGUCACCUCCGACUGCAAACUGCUGACGGGCAAGUUUAAAACCCCGCUGGAAAUUUACCUACCCGGGCUGGUGCCGGAUGUGGUGCAGGAUGCGCACUUCCAGAUCGUGCUACCCCUUAAGUGGAGGGACGAACGCUUCAAGCCGAUGUGCAUCCAUCUUGCCGGAACCGGUGAUCAUUAUUUCUGGAAACGACGGAAUCUCAUCGUCAAACCGCUGCUGAAGGAAGCGAAUAUUGGAGCGAUUAUUUUAGAAAAUCCUUUCUAUGGAGCUAGGAAGCCAAAGGAUCAAAGGGCGUCCAGUUUGCACAAUGUAUCGGAUAUUUUCGUUAUGGGCGGAUGUCUCGUUUUGGAGUCGUUGGUUCUGUUGAACUGGUGCGAACGGAAUGGACUGGGUCCUCUCGGAAUCACUGGUCUAUCGAUGGGAGGCCACAUGGCCUCAUUGGCCGCUACAAACUGGCCCAAACCGUUGGUCCUCGUUCCUUGUCUCAGCUGGUCGACGGCAUCUUCUGUUUUCACCGAAGGCGUCAUGAGUCAUUCCAUCAACUGGGACGUGCUAGAAACGCAGUACUUCUCCGAUGGUAACUACAAAGAGAGACUUUCAAAAAUGGUAACCGUUGUCGAUGAUGCAUUCAAGGCUGGACGGAAUUUCAUGCAAAACUUCAACCAAUCUGUGGAAGAACUCAAGCAGGAUAUCUCCGAUACCAACGAUCUGGUGUGCGGUGUUCCUCAAAACGACGUCAACCUGACGAUCAUUCGCGAAACGACUCCCGAAUGUGAGCAGAAACGCAUUCAAAUCAACCAAACAAACGUUCUGAACCUUUCGGAACCGCUUUUAAACAAACUGCUCUCGGAUGUCAAGAGUGAACUUGAUCAAGCCGAGAUCGACGAGUUGAACGCAAAAAUUCAACUUGCUCUCAAAAACUACAAAGAAGAAAACAAGACUGAAAGCAACAAUCUGAUUCUCGAGGUAAAAACCGAAGGUUCACCGGAAACGGCACCAUCCAAAUCUUUGGGAAGCAAAAUUUUGGAAUUCGUGACCUGGUCCAGUAAUAGUUCGAACACAAUCGAAACUUCGCCUCCGACGGAGAAACGAACCCCAAUAAACAUCAGCAAAACUCGCUGGUGGGAACGUGAAGCGCUUCAAUUCAUGCGCGGCAUGAUGGACGAAUGCACACACCUGAAAAACUUCUCCGUUCCCUACGAUACCUCACUGAUCAUCGCUGUUUGCGCCAAAGACGAUGCCUACAUUCCACGGGACGGGUGCUCCAGCUUGGAGGAAAUCUGGCCCGGUGCCGAAAUUCGCUAUCUGGAUGCCGGUCAUGUCAGCGCCUACGUGCUGCACCAGAAGUUGUUCCGUUCGUGCAUCAUCGAAGCAUUCGAGAGAGCACGCCAAAAGUGGAUUCCUCAGCAGGAACAACGAUUCGAGGAAAUUACCGGUGACGAGAACGGCGGCGAUUCUACCAGAAAAUAGUUACCGCGGCCUCCGAGACGGGACUCCCUGGGCACACGGGCUGUGAUAACACCAUACAAAGAUUAAGCGAUCGAGUUCCCUCUCAAGCGGAAAAGAUCCACCUACAACAGAAGAUUGUGAAAUACAAUAUCCUAAAUCAUUAAAGCGAUGAAAGCGUCUGUCUUGAAAAACGAAAGGUUCACACUAGUGGUACCUAGAUGAAGGAAACAAAUGCCAGAUUUUCAACUUUACUUCCGAUCCGGAAGUAAUCACUGAAAGUUGAUCAAUCAAAGCUCAAUACGAGGGCACACAUCAGUGUUUCAGAUUCGAAGCAAAGUUUGUUCUUUUUUUAUAGUCAGUAUUUCCUAGAAGAAAUCCAAAUUGUACCAAUCACUUCGCAUUGUGUAAUUGUUUAAAUUUAUAUUAAAGUCAUGAAUGCGUUUAUGUACCAGCCAUAAUUAGAUGUUUUUAUUUUGCGCCCAAAUAAAUGUUUUAAGUAUAAAAUGUUCAAGUA